AUGCGCUCGACAAAAGCCCACGCCACCGAAGAAUCGCCGCGGCCAGGGUCUGUGACGGUACCAUGCGAUGCGCUGGUGGCUGCAUCGUGCCGUGCUUCUGCAUCAACGCUCCUUCCAGACUGGACCCUGGCCAGAAGCAACCCGGCCGAGGAUGCGCCGUUCCCCGCAUCGCCCGACCCAGACCCAGUUGGCCAAAUUGGCAUUGGCAUUCAUGCGUCUGGCUCGGUGCUCGAGCGUGUCCGUAUUGGCAGCAUGACGAUCGUAAGCUCAUCGCUCAUGGCUCGCGGUGCUCGACUCCUACUCGAGGCUUGGCGGACGUCGAGCCGACCAACCAGCGCGGGGCGGCAACGCAGCGACGGCCAUUCGCAGAGCCCAGCCAGCAGCAGCAGCAGCACACCACCUGCGGAGCUCGAACUGAACCACGACCGAGAUUCCUCCGCCAGGCCAAAUUGGACCAAUCGCCCGUCACGUCUGCCCCGCUUCUGCCCCGCUUUGGAGCACUGCCCCACUGCCCCCGCCUUUUUUCUCUUUCCCACAAUGGAAGCCUGCACCUCGCCUCGCCCUGCCUCCCCUCGUCUCCACAGCAUCCAUGCCAAAUCGCACGACCGAGACCACUCCUCGGAGCCAAGCUCUGCCCCAGCUUCCACCACACCCCGCACUCCUCUCACCCCACGAGGCACGCCCGGAGUCGAGACAUCCAUCAUGCUGCCGCCCCUCUAG
This is a messenger RNA of Moesziomyces antarcticus, 720 nucleotides long. RefSeq lists its product as uncharacterized. The transcript is spliced from 2 exons. The record is from RefSeq and is a predicted model, not a curated record. Lineage: Eukaryota; Fungi; Basidiomycota; Ustilaginomycetes; Ustilaginales; Ustilaginaceae. The coding region runs from base 1 to 720 and encodes 239 amino acids.